Ricinus communis (castor bean) is the source of this 1927-nucleotide messenger RNA. Its product is annotated as glucan endo-1,3-beta-glucosidase 8. Gene Ontology annotation, biological process: carbohydrate metabolic process. The coding region runs from base 285 to 1754 and encodes 489 amino acids. NCBI's taxonomy places the organism in Eukaryota, Viridiplantae, Streptophyta, Magnoliopsida, Malpighiales, Euphorbiaceae. The transcript is spliced from 2 exons. Gene Ontology annotation, cellular component: plasma membrane. Gene Ontology annotation, molecular function: hydrolase activity, hydrolyzing O-glycosyl compounds. The record is from RefSeq and is a predicted model, not a curated record.
AAGAAACGCAUCUUCCGUCCUUUUUUGCUAAAACCUUUUCUUUUUGAUUCUUGCUCCAGAAACCACCUUGCCCUUAAAGCAUCCCAUUCAACACAAGUGUAGAGAAAGAGAGCACUCGCUUUCACACAUUAUAAUUUCUGCAGCAAACAAUCAACAACUUGAGACCCCACCUCCUUUUGGAUUCUUUCCUUUUAUCUUUCCAUUGAAUCUUGAUUCUUGAUCAACUUCAGGAAAGAUUCAUAUACUCUAAAACCUUUCUAAAGAUUCUUCAAGAAACAACAGAAAUGGGGAAAAAAGAAGCAUAUAGUACUUGCAUUUUGGUGAUGUCUGUUCUCUGUGUCAGUUUGAGUACAGCCACUAGAGUCACUAGUGCUGGGGUGAACUGGGGAACCAUGACUACCCAACUACUCCCCCCAGAAAAGGUGGUACAUAUGCUGAAACAAAAUGGGUUUCAAAAGUUGAAAUUGUUUGAUGCUGAUGAAAGAAUCAUGGCAGCUCUAAUUGGAACUGACAUUGAGGUGAUGUUGGCUAUACCCAAUUACAUGUUGCACCAGAUGAGUGCUGAUCCUGAUGCUGCUGCUUCUUGGGUUGAUUCCAAUGUUACUAGUUGGUUGUACGACGGUGGAGUCAAUAUCAAGUAUAUUGCUGUAGGCAAUGAACCCUUCCUUCAAGCAUAUAAUGGUUCCUAUCUGCGAGUCACAUUACCAGCUCUCAGGAAUAUCCAGCAUGCCCUCGACCAUGCUAAAAUUAAUUCUCAGGUUAAAGUCACAGUGCCCUUCAAUGCUGAUAUCUACUACUCUCCGGACGCAAACCCAGUUCCAUCUGCUGGUGACUUUCGACCUGAACUUCGUGAUCCUACAAUCGAAAUAGUUCAGUUUCUCCAUUCAAAUGAUGCGCCUUUCACAGUCAAUAUCUAUCCUUUCUUGAGUCUUUAUUCCAAUGAGUACUUCCCACUGGACUUUGCAUUCUUUGAAGGAACAAACAAACCAAUAAAAGAUGGCGACUUGAUUUAUACCAAUGUGUUUGAUGCAAAUUUUGACACCCUAAUAUGGGCAUUAAACAAGGCAGGGUAUCCUGAUUUGAAGAUCAUUAUUGGAGAAGUUGGUUGGCCAACAGAUGGUGAUAAACAUGCCAAUCUCCAAUAUGCUAAGAAAUUCAACCAAGGACUAAUUCAACAUGUUCUGAGUGGAAAGGGAACACCGGCAAGAAAGGGUAAGAUUGAUGUUUAUCUAUUUAGCCUUAUUGAUGAGAAUGCUAAAAGCAUUGCACCAGGAAGCUUUGAAAGACACUGGGGGUUGUUUGAGUAUGAUGGGAAACCAAAAUAUGAACUGGAUAUAUCAGGAUUGAAAGAAGACAAGGGUCUGGUUGCAGUUGAAGGAGUGAAGUACAUGCUGAGAAAGUGGUGUGUUCUAGACCCUAGUGCAAGUGAUGUAGAAGAGUUGCCAGAGAGCAUCAACUAUGCCUGCAGUCUAUCAGAUUGUACUGCUUUAGGUUAUGGGUCUUCAUGUAAUCAUCUUAGUGUUGAAGGGAAUGCUUCUUAUGCCUUUAACAUGUAUUAUCAGGUAUUUGGGCAGAAAGAUUGGGAGUGUGAUUUCUCUGGACUGGCCAUAAUUACAGACAAAGAUCCAUCUGAUGACCACUGUGAGUUUCCUAUUAUGAUUGCUUAUGGUCAUUCAUUGGCGAACCAUGGAAGACUUCUCGAUGUUUUACUAAGAAUUGCAGCGGGGUGUCUGGUGUUUUUGGUGUUGCUGUAAUGCUUGAAAAUUUCAUAAUGACAGGAACAAGUACAAAUAUCGAACUCCAGGCAUGGGGUAGGGGAACAUUACAUCAAUGUCCCUAAGAUUUUCCACGUUAAACACUUUGUCCCUUGCAUUGUACUCCUUCGCAUCUUAAAAAACUCGCAUUAAAAUGACUCUUCCUUCUCUAA